Molecule: messenger RNA, 282 nt
Organism: Rotaria sordida
Lineage: Eukaryota; Metazoa; Rotifera; Eurotatoria; Philodinida; Philodinidae
Source: the annotation of a GenBank genome assembly
AUGAUUCGCUUUAUUCUUAUUCAAAAUCGAGCUGGUAAAACUCGCUUAGCUAAAUGGUUUAUGAACUUUCAUGAUGAUGAAAAACAAAAAUUAAUCGAAGAAGUUCAUGCUUUAGUUACAGUACGAGAUGCUAAACACACAAAUUUUGUCGAAUUUCGGAAUUUUAAAAUUGUCUAUCGUCGUUAUGCCGGUUUAUAUUUUUGUAUAUGUGUUGAUGUUAAUGAUAAUAAUUUAGCUUAUCUUGAAGCAAUACAUAAUUUUGUUGAAGUUCUUAAUGAGUGA